Messenger RNA from Dichomitus squalens LYAD-421 SS1, 949 nucleotides. RefSeq lists its product as uncharacterized. Gene Ontology annotation, cellular component: mediator complex; core mediator complex. NCBI's taxonomy places the organism in Eukaryota, Fungi, Basidiomycota, Agaricomycetes, Polyporales, Polyporaceae. Gene Ontology annotation, biological process: regulation of transcription by RNA polymerase II; termination of RNA polymerase II transcription. The transcript has 5 exons. Bases 63 to 671 code for a protein of 202 amino acids. Gene Ontology annotation, molecular function: transcription coregulator activity. The record is from RefSeq and is a predicted model, not a curated record.
CACGGCGUUCAGGACCCGUCAGACAACCUGGACGUCCACACGGGCCUCGAGGCUCGCCCAUUAUGUCGACGUCCCAUGCGUACGAAGUUGCGCUUUUUGGCGAAUUCUUCUCUCAGGACCUCGCAGCGGUCCUCAAUCGCUUGACGCUCCAUAGCGAAUCCGCACACCAGAUGCAUGCGCGGGAGAUUGUCUUCGAGCCGUUCGACGCGCAGAGCCAGCGGGACGCGGGCAGUGAGCCCAUUCUCCUGCGUGCCCGGAAGGAGCUCCUCGACCCCGAGUCGAAAUGGAUGAUGUACUCGUACCUGAAGCCAGAGUCCCUCCGUGUGCACCCUGAGGCGACCGUGCGUCCCUGGGCGACCUGCCAGAUCGUCGGGGACGCGCUCACGUUCGCGUCCGCACUAGGCUACGUACGCCGUUCCCAGAUAUACAAGAGGGGAUAUGUCUUCAGGCGGGGGAACCUCGUCGUCCAGAUGUUCCAGCAGGAAAACUCGGACCUGAAGACCGGGAAGCCGAUCCCGGCGCACGUUGAUACGCUCUGGGAGGUCGAGGUGAAGACGGCAGCUCCGGUUCGUAACUCGCAGGAGACGCCGCUCAGCCAAUCGCUCGAUGCCGUCCUCGAGGUGCAGCUGCUGAUGAAGGGGUUGCUUGACCUGCGGCGGCAGGAUGUCUGAUAUCGUUCGACCCUUCAAGCGGCCCAAGACCUACAUGCUACUAGCCGCGAACACAUCGCACGCAUUGUGCUGGAGUCUUUGGACCCACUGUUGGACCAAUCCAUGUAUGAAGCCAGGAGCCGCAAUUUGCCUCACUCAAACCCCCGCUAUCCGGCUUCUGGACUGCAUUGGCGAUCAUUGCUUUGCAACUGACAUUCGAGAAGCCUUACGUAGUAGACUGCUGGGUCAAUUGGAGCAAUAGCUCCUGCAGACUUGUAUCAGUCACAUAGCUAGCCGCC